AGUUCGUUCGCGAAUGACACAUAUCUAGGUUAAACCAUUAGUUUGGAAAGUAAGAAAUUUUGUAAACUUGAGCUUACAGUUGUUCAGUAAUGCUUUAGAAUUGCAGUUAGUCUAAAGAAUAUAAGUUUCUGCGAAUAAUGAAAUUAAUAUCAUAAAGACAGCUUCAAGAGGCCUAAUUUUGAAAAAGACGAUUAAAAUAUUAAAUACAGACCUAAAAAUUCCGGUUUGUGAGAAAAUAUUUUUAUUUCGUUAAAAAAAUGCCAGCAAUUUCCACUAAGGGGCCAAAAAUUUGCUGCCAUAAUUCUGGCAAUCAAGAAAAAUUUAUAAGUUACUCGAGCGACAAAGAAUCUUUUGAGGAAGUUCCACUCCACACGGCUUGUUUGACCUAUUUAGGAUUUUACAUAUUAAUGAUUUUAGGUUUCAUAAACAAAUUACUUUUUGCACCUAAAGUAGCUAAAGAAAAAUGUCGGGAUGGUUACGUUCCCUUAUAUGAUCCUUUUGAACUAUUUUACUCACGAUAUGUGUACAGGCGUGUUAGAGAUUGCUGGAAUCGUCCAAUUUGUAGCGUACCUGGUGCUGAAGUUGUUUUAAAGGACAGAAUUACUAAUGAUUAUGGGUGGUCUUUUGAAUUUACAGGUACACAAACUAAGUGCCUUAAUUUGGGAUCCUAUAAUUAUUUAGGAUUCGCUUCAUCUGAAGGUAGAGGUGCUGAAGAGUCUGCAAGACAAAUCGAAAAAUGGGGUCUGGCUUUAUGUAGUCCACGGUGCGAGAAUGGUACUGUGCCUCUUCAUCAACAUUUAGAAGAAUUAACUGCGAAGUUCCUGGGAGUGGAAGAUGCAAUCACGUUCGGUAUGGGAUUUGCAACUAAUGCCUUAAACCUCCCGUCAUUGAUAUCUCAUGGGUGUCUUGUUUUAAGUGACGAAAAAAAUCAUGCAUCUAUUAUACUAGGAUUACGUCUUAGUGGAGCUACCACAAAAGUAUUUAAACAUAAUAAUAUGUCAGAUUUAGAAGAAAAAUUACGUGAUGCAGUAUUAUCCGGGCAAGGCAGUGGUAAACCAUAUAAAAAAAUUUUCGUCAUUGUCGAAGGUGUUUUCAGUAUGGAGGGCACCAUUAUCCGUUUGCCGGAACUAAUAUUUUUAAAAAAUAAAUACAAAGCCUAUUUGUAUUUAGAUGAAGCCCACAGUGUUGGUGCUAUGGGGUCGAAUGGGAGAGGUGUUGUGGACUAUUAUAAUGUUAAUCCGAAGGAUAUUGAUAUUUUGAUGGGAACCUUUACUAAAAGUUUUGGAAGUGCUGGAGGUUAUAUUGCCGGAUCCAAAAAAUUGAUUAAUUUUCUUAGAGUUCAUAGUCAUGCUCAUGGCUAUGCAACUUCAAUGUCUCCACCAAUUGCACAACAAAUUAUAUCUUCCAUGACAAUUAUCAUGGGUUUAGAUAAAACUAAUGAAGGAAGCCAACGUAUUAAGCAACUUGCACGUAACACACGAUAUUUUAGAAGAAGAUUGGCUCAAAUGGGAGUUAUUACUUAUGGUCAUGAAGAUUCACCAGUUGUUCCAUUGUUAGUGUAUCUUUUCUCAAAAAUUGGAGCUGUUGUUCGCACAUUAACUACUCGUCAUAUUGCUGUUGUUGGAGUAGGAUUUCCAGCCACUCCCAUUAUGGAAGGACGAAUAAGAUUUUGCUUGUCCGCUGCUCAUACCAAAGAACAACUUGAUUAUGCUUUAAAUGUUAUAGAUGAAAUUGGAGACCAUUUGGGUUUGAAAUAUUCAAGAAAAAAGAGGAAUCCAGAUUUUAUUAUUUAUUAAAUACAUAUUAUAUAUAUGAACAUACGUACAUAUGUGCAUACAUAUUUUUGGUAUUUUUAAUAAAUUACUUACAAAAGUAAAUCUGA
Molecule: messenger RNA, 1882 nt
Organism: Condylostylus longicornis
Lineage: Eukaryota; Metazoa; Arthropoda; Insecta; Diptera; Dolichopodidae
Gene: lace
Product: serine palmitoyltransferase 2
Exons: 5
Coding region: 258-1796 (512 amino acids)
Biological process (GO): sphingosine biosynthetic process; ceramide biosynthetic process
Cellular component (GO): serine palmitoyltransferase complex
Molecular function (GO): pyridoxal phosphate binding; serine C-palmitoyltransferase activity
Source: RefSeq, a predicted model, not a curated record